AUGUCUGACGAUGGGCGAUCCGACUCGAGCUCGGAGGGCGAAGACCUCACGACUACAGGCCUCAUCGCAACGCGCGCCAAACGUGCCACAGCCGGAAACUUGUAUGCAACGCUGCGCGCAAACCUUGACGACGAAGAGUUGCAGAAGGAGCUAUUAGCCGAAGACGAGGACGAUCAAGGCGAAUAUGAAGCAUCCGACAAGGACGAUGAUGAUGCCGCGAUGGAGUCGUCCAGCGAUGAGGAGGACGCUGGGCCGCCGAAAGAGGGCGACAAGGAGGACUUGGAGGGAGAGAAGGCGCUGAAGCGCGCAGAGAGAGCCGAGGCCAAGAAGAAGAGAAAGAUGGAGGAAGCCAAGAUGCGAGUGCCUGCCUUUGCGAGAGCGAAGAAGCGCGUCAAAUUGGCAGACGAUGUCAAGGCAGAUGAUGGUAGCGCACCGAAGAAGCCCAAGAAGAAGAGCGAGAGAUCAGACUGGAGACCGACUGGUGCAGAUGCGCCCAUACGGCAGUCCUCGCGCGCUGCUGCAGUCGCAAAUCGGGAAGUGGUACAUGCGAAUCUGAAGGAGUCGUUGGUACGAUCCGAGAAGCAAAAGAAAGUCAUGGCAAAUCACCAUGCGCGGGAGCAGUUCAAAAAGCGGAUGGAGCUUUCACAAGAGGAGCGACUGGCCAAGACGGCGAGAAUCGAAAAGGAGACUGCGAGAGAAUUCGGCAGAUGGGAGAGAGAAGAGGCAGAAAGACAGAGGCUUCGAGACGAAGCACUAGCAGCGAAGAGGAACAGAGGUCUAGAUGGUCCAGUCAUCAAAUACUGGAGUGGCAGCGUGCUGUGGGAGGGUGACAAGAUCAAGAGGAAGAGGCUACAUGGCAGUAUCAACGUGGACGACAUCAGUGACGAGCCAACGAAGACCGGUGAGGCUAGCAGCAUUAACGGCAAUGAGCUGAAUAACGCUCUCGCCAACUUUACUGCUGGCAAGCUGACAGAUACUGCGCCGACUUCCAUGUCUGGAUCUGGACCAGGUACACCAGGCUUGACUGCGCCGAAGAACGUUGCUCCAGCAGUGACGGAGGCACCAUCACAGCCGGCAUCACAACAGCAGGCUCAGGCAAUUCAAGCACCUCCUCAAGCACAUUGGUUGGAUGGCAUCGAACAAUAUGCGUCCGACCAACCUGAAGCAGUGCUUACUGCUACGCUGGCUCAGACAGCUCCAAUGCCCCUGCAGCCGAAUCCUUACACGCCGAGUGCGCCGUCCAUAAACGCUGCGCCAGUACAGCAUCCGCCUCUGCAACCCAUAUCUCCAUAUCCACCGCCUGCAGCUGCACAAAAUGACCCGUUACAUCCUUCAACCACACAAUCAUACCACGCCUGGCCAUCAGGCUUUCAAGGAUCAAACACCAACCGGCCACAGCUACCAUAUGCAACAGCGCCGCCGCCACCCCCUCUACCAAAAGAGCAAGCACGACGGUCGCUAAUCAUUCUGGAACAAUUCGAACACCUGGAACUGUCCACCGUCGGUAGACGCAGCACAAGUAAGGCUUCGAAGGACGCGACAACAGACCCUACACCAGUAGCAUCCACUCUCCUACCUGAAUCAUAUCCGACCUUGACACCAGAUGAAACCCGCUACCUGGUCAACAAGAAAUGGAAGAAGGAAUUCCCACCGGCUCCUGAGAAGACCAAAUGUGCACUCACCGCGUGGCCAGCGAAGUUCAGAGAUCCCAAGACGGGACUGCCAUAUGCGGAUCUGCAGCAAUACAAGAUGAUACAGAGAUUGUUGAUGGGUGGCUGUCAAUGGAGUUCGUUCUUGGGCGCCUGGGUGGGGCCAUCUUAUGGUGACACUGGCAGGCCGGCCAAGGGCGUGCCGGAUGGGUUUGGUGUACCCAUUGAGGAAGCUGUGGUGAGACAGGGUAGCGUGGGAGAUACCAAGAUGGAGGAUGUGUAG
Fulvia fulva is the source of this 1932-nucleotide messenger RNA. RefSeq lists its product as uncharacterized. Gene Ontology annotation, cellular component: nucleus. Gene Ontology annotation, molecular function: ATP-dependent H2AZ histone chaperone activity. Gene Ontology annotation, biological process: regulation of DNA-templated transcription; chromatin remodeling. The record is from RefSeq and is a predicted model, not a curated record. The transcript has a single exon. Lineage: Eukaryota; Fungi; Ascomycota; Dothideomycetes; Mycosphaerellales; Mycosphaerellaceae. The coding region runs from base 1 to 1932 and encodes 643 amino acids.